Molecule: messenger RNA, 9840 nt
Organism: Cheilinus undulatus (humphead wrasse)
Lineage: Eukaryota; Metazoa; Chordata; Actinopteri; Labriformes; Labridae
Gene: rab42a
Product: RAB42, member RAS oncogene family a
Exons: 2
Coding region: 90-743 (217 amino acids)
Biological process (GO): Rab protein signal transduction
Cellular component (GO): Golgi membrane
Molecular function (GO): GTP binding; GTPase activity
Source: RefSeq, a predicted model, not a curated record
CUUCAUGUAAACACAACGAGCAUUCACGGCUUUGUUUCAAACGCACACACACGCUCCUCGCAGGCAUCCCCCUUUCUUCUAGUCAUGCCAUGGAUAUUUUGUGGCAAUACCAGUUCAGGAUAAUUCUACUCGGGGACUCCACGGUGGGGAAGUCGUCGUUGCUGAAGCGCUUCACGGAUGGGAUUUAUAGCGAUGUGGCGGAUCCGACGGUCGGGGUAGAUUUUUAUGCCCGCUCGCUUGAUGUCGAGCCCGGGGUGAAAAUUAAGCUUCAGCUUUGGGACACGGCUGGACAGGAACGAUUCAGGUCCAUCACAACGUCAUACUACCGAAACUCUGUGGGCGGGCUGCUCGUCUUUGAUCUCACCAACCGUAAGACCUUUGACCACGUGAGGGAGUGGCACAAGGAGGUGAGUGAGCACAUCCUGCCUCACCACAUGGUCUACAUCCUCAUCGGCCACAAGAGCGACCUCAACAAGGACCGCAAGGUGAGCCGGGAUGAGGCGGAGCAGCUUGCAGCAGAACUCGGCAUCCGCUAUGUGGAGACGUCGGCCAAGUGCAACAGCAACGUGGACCGGGCCUUCGAGCUGCUGACCAGAGACAUCUACGAGCUGAUGAAGAUGGGGGAGAUUGUCACCCGCGACGGAUGGGACGGGGUGAAGAGCGGCCUCACUGCCAAGGUCCUCUACCCGGAGGACGAAGAGGAGCUAGCUACAGCAACGGCUGAAAAGGGCUGCCACUGCUGACUGAGAACUCUGUGUCCAAACAUCAUCCUGUCACACCAAGAGCUCACCUUGUCUCACAGUCGUCCAUCGAAACCAAGUCACUCAGGCUGAGCACCCUGAAAUCACUAUUCAUCACUUCCUCACCUUGUGCUUUGUGCCCUUCGUGUUCAGGUUCUUCUGAAAACUGGGAUUUUUUUUGUCUAACAGGGCAUCAUUGUACAUCCUGAUGUGUAUCUUUUAGGCAAGUCGUAUCUCUAUGGGCGUUUUCACAUAGAUAGCUUGUUUGCUCUGGUCUGAAUCAGCGGUUAAUUUUGUACAUUGCUGGGUAAUUACCUUAGCUUUUGUCUUUGAGCACAUGAAGACAUUUAAAAGCGAACCACAAUGGGGAAAUGUCUGUAAUCAGCCGCAAUUUCUUUCAUGAAAAGUAAAAAAGACUAGUUGACUCCUGUUUGGCUGUAGCUGCUCCAAAGUCACUUUUCAACUUUAAAAUGGACAGAGAACUUCAAUUAUGUGGUUUUUAAAUACUUAAAUUCUCAAACUUUUUCAUUUUAAAGAAAAUGAAAAAGUUUGAAAAUGAGGCCCAGCUCUGUCUAUAUUGGAGAUACAGAUAUUGGAGGGUGAGCAGGUAGCUAGUUUGAUCCAAAAAAGUGCAACACUUCCUGCAGUUAGAUUGGAUUGAGGUGUGUUUAUAGUUUUAGAAAUGAUCCACAACCUGAGUCUGAAAAAGCAGACCUAGGCCCACCUUUUCAAGCAGUUGUUUGUUCCACACUGGGGCUCGUUCGACAGCUUUCACACCAGCGCAAACAAACAGCAAAUAGACUCGACAAGGUAGGUGUGAAAAUGCCCAAAGUCCAUGUGGUGUAGCAUGAGGCAGCCUAUUUUGGGCCAAGAAAUCGUGCAGAUGUGAUCAUGCCUUGGAUUUAGCUUAGCAUGUAGCCAGUACUCCUUUUCACAAAUCUGGGGUUCAUGGACUACCAAGCUCACUGAAGGUUAAUCAGUGGACGAUGACGUCCAGUCAUCUAUUGUGGGUUUCUACCUGUCAAAGUGUAUGCCAUGCUUCUCCUGCAAUCUUUUGUGACUGUAAAAUUGUAAAUAAUAGUGAAAUCUAUAGAGAUAAAUGCUAAAAGGUCACUAAAGCUAUUUAAAUACUAAUGUGAACAGACACAGUGCACUCUUCAAUAAGUGUCACCAUGUUAAUCAAUGUGCUACUCCCGCUACUGUAAGCUGUGUGUGCACUAACGCCAAACUGACUCUGAUCAUCCUGUGAAUAGAUGAUUACUGUUUUUGUUAAAAGAGUAUAGAUAAUUCUAGUUUAGGUGUUCACACAAAUAUAGGCCAUUGUAAUUAAGGUAGGUGGUCCCAUUUAGGUCAUUGUAUGAUAGCAUCAGCAUCCAGCAUGUCAGCUGUCGUCAGACCUUUGAAGAGCAACUUGCAGGAUCAUUUUUUACAUUAACGCUAGAUCUUCUCUGAUAAGGCUUUUGACUUAGUUAAUCAUUGUUUUUAAAGGUAAUACAACAAAAAAGGUGCAAAUGAAGAGGAAAACAUGUCUUUUUAACUCAUUAUGCUCUGUUUUGGAACAUCAUGUCAUAUUAUGUGACUAAAGGGACUCAACUCUGCUCAGAUCAACCUACAGUAGUAGGUUGUUGCAGUUUGACUGGUUUUUACAUUGUAUUUGUACUGUUUUUAUAGUCCUACACUUCAUUGUAUCAGGUUUGCAUUGGCUGCAAAAACACAGACCUGACAGGAUGCUGAGUUCACUGUUUCCCAAACUGGGAAAAAAGCUAACUCAAUGCCUCGGUGCAUUUUGUGCAGGUGAAUAACAGGAAUUUCUUUCUACAGUUGUCCCAAACAGGGUUGGAAAUCAGCACAUGUACCCACCAAAUUAGAGUGUUAUUGUGUAAUGUGGGGUGAAUCUGCUAACCUAUCAGCCAGACAGCCGUGACCCUGCUCAGAAGGGGCUCUUCUUCCAGAUAUAGUCAUUAUAAGUGUGCAUCAAAUAUGAGAAAUAUGUCUAAAAGUACUAAGAAGCCAAGAGCAAAUAAAUAUUAUCAAUAUAGAUUAGGAUUAUCUCAAAAAGUCCCAAAAAGGCAUGCAAUACAUGGAAAUGUAUUUUUUGUUGCCGAAGAUGAGAUAUUGCAUAAAAAGCACUUUUUUUUAAAUUUUACAACUUCCACCUGGCCUACAGAGAUGUUAACAUUUGCGAGUGUGAGUUAUGAUGCUCUUCUAAGAGCCGUUUAUUUUUUUAUUUCACAUUUGUUUAUACCCUGUAGUUCUCUGUCUGUGAUCACUGAAAAAGAUGCUUUAGAAUCUUUAGAAUCUCUUUAUUAUGAAACAACCUAUCAGAAUAUAGGGGUAUUUUCAACAGUAGCUUAGCAUAACAAAUGUCUAAAAAUACAGCAAGGAUUCACAGGCACAAUUAUCCAUAGAUACUCAGUCAAACACAUCAGUGCAUUGAGAAAUGAACACACAGUGAUUUGUAGAUACAUCUUUCUUUUGUCUCAUGUACAAGAGUGUCACAUGGCAGGCUCAGUUGAGGGAGAGCGGGGUCAUAGCAUGGCAUUUUUUAGACACCAUGCCCUCAUACGCAUCUCUCUCAUGAAAUUUAUGUGCUUAGCAUUUUAUAAAUUUUAAAACAACACUAAAAAUCAUCUGUAGUGCUUAUUUUUGACUGCAUCAUGCAAAAUCAUAGCAUUUGAGAGUAUUUAAGUCUGAUCUGCUGGCCACAAACCAUCAGUUUCACUCACAACUAUUGAUUAUUUUAAAGUUUUUGACAUUUGACAGACUUAACAGUAUUGUGACAUGAAUGCAUUUUUAAAUACUGCUAGCUAAUGCAGGAUAUUCACCUUGGCACCUGAACCAUUCUCCACUGGUUUUGGUGACACAAAAGCUUUAUUCCUCUCCUGUCACUGUAAAUUCUCCUCAUCCUAAAUCUGUUUGUUGCCUAGCAGGUUUAAAAGUACAAGCCUGUAGACUUCAUAUGAAUAUGAAUGCAUAAGUUCUUUCUUUUCAUUGUCAAGACCAAAUUAUAUCCAUUUAAUGUCUAACACACUGAAACCAGCAGGGCUCCCUAUACUAUUUUCAAUGUGGAAUUGAAAGCAAACUUACAAAAAUGACCUCUGGAAUCACUAUAGUAGAUUAAUUUAUUUUUCUUGUUAUUUUCCUACAAAACAAUUAACUAGGGUCUCCAACCUGCAAGUUGCUCUGUCAAGACUCCACCAGCUGUUGUAAAGAUGUGUUUGAUUUAGAAAAAAAGGAAGUCUGAAUUUCACCUGCAGCUGUUUGUGUCUUAAACAAACAGCUGCUUCUUUAGCUCAAAUCUCAAAAGUGAUAUUCUAUUCUGAGCUGAGAUCAUGCCAACUCAUUCAAUCUAGUCGUGUGGAUCUGUGCUGCUUUUGUGGGCCUCGUCUUUACGCUGUGUUCAGGAGGUGUCAGUAGGAAUAUUUGGGUUUAACUCCAUAUAAAGACAGGCUUUCAAGUCAAAAACCUUGCAAAAGCUAUUAAGUAUUUCUUUUAUCAUGAAUUUUACAGCCCUCCAAAUCCAACAGAGUCUCGGCAGACUGGAGCUAUAGAGCUCAGCACCCUGGAUUAGGUUUGUGGAUGGAUCACAUGUCAUUGCCCCGGCUAAUUCAUGCUUUUUAGUUGCAUGUUUUUAACUCAGUAAGUGCUUGUUGUAUCUCUGCUGGGCUAACAAGAUGUAUUUAUAUACAUUUAGGGUCGAACACUUUUCAAGAGUUUGCUUUGGUACAAAUUUUAUCAGCCUGUCUGAACACUUAACAAGUCUGGCUUCUUUUAUAGUUUUAGAAGUGCUCCCAACAGUGACUUUCAGUUAAGCUGCUAAAGGGCUGAUCUGAUUUUGCAUAUUCACAUUUUCCUGUGAAAACAGUAUUUGACAGAGGGUUUGCAGCAGAUAUUGAUUGGAUUUUGAAGUAGCCUGUAGCGCUCAAAUGUGUCAGCUGCUCACAUCUCUGCUUACGCUUAGCCAACUAAUAUGAGAGUUUUCUGAUCAGACAUCUUGAAAGCAGAUUUUUAAAAAGGGGGUAAGGCACUGAAGGGGUUAGCAAUAAUGAUUGUGCCAUACUGGAAAUGCAGUUUUUCAUUUCUGGUUGACUUUGCAGUAGGCAAACACACUAUAUGGACAAAAGUAUUCAGCCACCUCCCCAUUACAUCAACAGGGUCUGAAAUGACAUCGUAUUCAAAUACUUGUACUUAGAUGACCCCGCUAUUGCAGCUACAACAGCCUCCAUUCUACAUGGAAGGCUUUCCACAAGAUUUUUGAGUGUUUCUGCGGGAGUGUCUUCUCAUUCAUUCUGUAAAGCAUUUAUGAGGUGAGGGACUGAUGUUGGAUGAGAAGGUCUGGCUCGCAAUCUCCAUUCCAGUUCAUCCCAAAGGUGCCUGAUGGAGUUGAGGCUAGGGCUCCUUGCGAGUAAAUCAAGUCCUUCCACACUAAACUCAUCAAACCAUGUCUUUAUAGUCUUUGUUUUGUGCACUGGGGCACAGUCAUGUUGGAAUAGUAUAGGGCCUUCCCCAAACAGUUGCCACAAUGUUGGAGGAAUACCGCUGUCUUGGUAUGCUGAAGCAUUAAGAUUGUCUUCACUGGAGAAAAGGGGCCUGGCUCAAAACCUGGAAAACUGCCCCAUACCACUAUCCCCCCUCGCCCAAGCUUUACGUUGGCACAGCGAUAGCUAGAUAGUUAUAUUCUCCUGGCAUCCACAGUCCAGUGUUUGUAUGCUUGCCAUCGGACUUGGUGAUGUGUGGCUUACAUGCAGCUGCUCAGCCAUGGAAACACAUUUCAAGAAGCUCCCGCCGUACAGUUUAUGUUCAGAACUCUUCAGCUAUGGAAUCAUCAGAGCGUUGGCAACUAUAUGUACCAUGCGUUCCUGAACGCUUCCACUUUCUAUUAAUAUCAUUUCCAGCUGACUGUAAGUGAAAUUUCAUGAAGCGUUUCAUUGCAAAGAUGGCAUCCACAGUACCACACUUGAAAUGGUGACUGCAUGAUGCUGCCCUUAUCAGACAUUGAGUGUUAAUGUGCUGGGUGCUUGACUUUAUACACCUUGGCAAUGAGUCUGAUUGAAACACUUGAAUUCAGUAACUAACAGGUGUGGCCAAAUACUUUUGUGCAUACAGUGUAGGUGGAGUUGGGGACAUGUGACUGCCGAUCAGUCAGAUCUUCGAUGCUCCUAAUUAUGCAAAACUCAGAAGUUGAUAUUAAAAAAAUAUUUUGUUUAUGUAGGAAAAAUUAACCUCCAAAGUGUGAAUGAACAAAGAUAUAAGCUAUUCAUAUUCACUCUACUUUUGGAACCAGGCUGCAAACGGGCUUGUUUCUGCUGUAAAAAUACACAUUUAACAUGGGUGUUAAAGGUGCUUUUGGAACCAGCCUCAAGUGGUCAGUCAGGGGACUGCAGGGUUUAUUUGUACUUCCACAUUGUCUGCAGAAGUUGCUGAGCUCCAGUUUGCAAAAUUUUAAGUAACAGUGGUGGGACAGAUAUUAAAGUAUUUCAUUCGAUGCUAAAUAAAUAGAUGCCCACUGGUGAAGGAUAAAACAUUUAAAUGUUCUUACAUACAACCAUUGUUCCAAUAAAGAAAAUACAAAAAACAUUUUUGACGUUGCCAAGAUGGCGUUGGCAAGAUGCUGAUAUAUAUAUAUGCUGAUAAUAAGUGUAAGACAUGUAAUAAAUUAUUAAAAACUCUGCAGUAAGCAUAUUUUUUUAUAUGUUUUCCUCACAUUAGUUUCAUUUAUAACGUGUUAUAUGUCAUUUUUAUUUUAAAUUGAAAGUCAGGCAUAGAAAAGAACACAUAGAUUUUGAUAUUCAGUAAUUAAAAAUAUCUAAAAGACAUGCAUUUAAGUGGUGUUAAUGCAGUUGAUGCUAUAAGUAGAUUGAAGAACUGGUCAAGAGUGUGGCCAGACAGCGAUGCUUGUUGUAAGAAACUGCUGAAUGAAACAGUAUUUUUCAAUCAAGGAGAGCUAAAGAUGCUAAAGAGCUCAGUACCUUUAUAUUCUCACAGUGUAAGGGAUUUGUAUAAUGCUAAGGAACAUCAUCAAGCUCCCCAUGUGGCCCCCUAAAACCCCCUGAAUCUAGAAAUGAAGUGAAAGUUUCUAACACUCUAAAUCCAUAAUCCAAACACAGUUCUUAGUCUUUUUUCACAUGUUUACAGCUUCUUCUUCCCCAUCAUUUAUGAUUUGUUUAGAGACUAAUGUCUUGUUUUACAUGAGGUAGGAUAUUUUUAAAUAACUGACUUGUAACAGCUUAAAUGGAGCUCUCAAACCUGGCAGUUUCUCCCUUUGACACUGAGGGUCAUGUAUGACUUUAGUCUCCAGAAGCUUUUGAUGCAGACAUUAGUAAUCAGUUGUUUACAGACCUGGAGCACACAAUCAAUAGACCACAGUCCAAUUUGCCUCAACUCAUAACACUUAUUCACCUUUCACCAGCAUCUCACCACAAUAACCUGGGAGAUUAUGCAUUCUGUAGUGUUUACUUAGUAUUCAUGUGACUAAACUAACAUCUACGUUACUGAGUAUGGGUGAUCCAGAGGGUGUACAGUACAGCGUGUAGUUGCUGCUUUGUAUCUGAUAAGGAAUGUUGCACCAUCCCUUUAUGUAGUGCUGAUUCAGACUUCAUACUUCCAGUUUAACCACCAUCUGUUACAUUCAGGUUUAUUAACUGAAUAUAAUAAUACAUGCUGUUACACCACAUAGUUUUUGUUUGUUUGACAAUCAUAACAUUUUGUGUCCUCAUUAGGGGGUCACUCUAGGAGAUCUUGUUGAACUACCAUUUAACAUUAAAAAUCACCAUUGACAUCCAGUCUGUAUGGUGGCCCUGAAGGUCAACUGCAGAAACAUUUAAUUGGAUGCAAACACAUUUUGUGAUUUAAUGUUUGUUUUACUCCUUUUUUGUCACAUUUUGAAAUCCCACUAUUUUGCAUUUUUUGCAUUUUGGUUGAGGAUUUUUUUUCCCUUCCACCUCCUUAAAAUGUCCAUUUUAAAUUUUUACAUAGGUAGAGUAGGAAUUUGUUGUAAAAGUUUACAAUUGGAGCUAUUUAUCAUCCCAAAGAAUCCUACAUUAAAUAAAUCAUGGCAGUAUAUGAUUUAUUCCCAAAUUGCUGAAAAUAUUUAUAUUUAGAGCAACAUUAGAAGUAAUGUUUAUACUGUCUUAACGUUCUUAAUGAUACAGAAAAAAAAUCUGAUUUUUAAAAAAUUAAGUUUGGAUUCAACAAUUAAAUUCCAAUGUUAUGAUCACAAAGGCCCAGUUGUUUAUCACAUGUCUUUUUGUAUUUAUCUCUCAGAGCGCUGAUAAGCACAACCAACCUGAAACAUUCAGGGCUAAAGCCCCAUUAGCCACCCCCUCGCUCCGCCUUUGGUUUGAUAUCAGAUGAAUUUUGACUUGCCCACUGCACUGUAAAACCAAACAAGUUGAAACUGCUCAUAUUUUUUGUCAACAAUUGAUUGCAAGGUUUUAAGUAGUGGAAAAGACUUUAUUUCUAAUCAUUACCUGUACAUCAAUAUGGGGUUACCUUGACUUUUCAAAAGUUAAGCUGUGAUAACGGUCCUAAUCUGUUUGAAUUCAAGUCAUAACACCUUAAAGUGUUUUUGUAACACUAUUCUUCAUCCACUGUAAUCUUCCCUUAUUUCGAUCACAUUAUUUAGUCUGUAAUAUUUAUGCCACUCAAGAUAGACCAAUUUAAGGGAAGUAACAGUGAGUAAAAGGUGAACUCUGAAGCGGCAGGUUCUCCAUCAAGAUGGUCAGUAUACUGUCCACCAUUUCUCACUACAGAUGGGACUGACUGAGUCAGUAACUUCAUUCAUGGUGUGAAAGUGUCUAACGCCCAAAGGCAUUCAGGGGAAACUCUGGAAAUUUCAGUACAAUGACAAAAAUCACUUAGAGUGAUUCAGUACUGUUAGAUUAAAUGUGUCUGGUCAGCUCAGAAAAAGAGAACUGAAAUAGUUAUUUUGAAUGUUUAGGUCAACUCAGUUCUUUUAACAACCCUCAGCUCUUUGGUCUUACAGUGUGAGCGGUCAUUUUUUAAAAAACUGAAUGAGACAUUAAGAAACAGUGGUGGACUUAUUUUACAUCGCUGUGGCUGCAUGAAGACGUUGCAGUGGUGUAACAAAAGUGUAACAAAAGGGAGCAUACAGUUGAUGAAAAAUAACACUCUAAUUAUUAACCACAUCACAAUAAAGUACUGAAGAAAAAUUCAUGGAACCCAAAUGUACUUACCUUUUGUGAAAGGCUUUUGCCUUUCUAUUGAAUUUUUCUGCAGUUGACCUUCAAUUGUUAGUUUAUUUAUUUAUUUGUUGGAAGUUUUUGUUGUUGUCCAACUGUGUUGAAACUAAAACUACCUUUCUGCUCUCAUCUAAACAGGGUUGACUUGUCUGAUAUUGUUUGACUUUGUAUGUUUUUAAUUAACAGUUACUCUGAUUUCCAUCCUUGAAUGCUGCCUGCACACCAGCAGGGCGCAUUACGCUGCAAAGCGUGAUGAUGAAAGACUGCUGGAAAAGCCCAUUUAAAGGACACUAAUGGCAUGGCUUCUUGAAAGACUGACUCCAAGGGAGGACAUGGCAUUUACCAUAAUAAGACAACAGUGUUUACUAGCUAAUAAAUGUACAGGAAAUUUACAGAAGCAUUUUAAUCUCACUAUAAUCCUGUAAACAGUCACAGUACUGUAUCAUUAUGAUAAUGCUAACAGCCUUAUCUAGCUUAUUGCUUACUAAAUUAGACCAAUAUGUUUCAAAUGCACACUUCUGGGGUGGAAAAAAGGUGAAAAAAAAAAACAUUAUAAUGUUUAGAAUAACAAUCAAGUUAUAGAACUGAGCCAGGAGGCAACUAGUUUUUGGUUAAAACUGGACUCUAUAAAUGUUGAACUGUAUGCCUUUUGUGGUAUUUUAAAUGAUCCUCAAAACGAUCACAUUUAUCCACCGAUAUGGCUCCUGUAUCAGAUGAUUACAGAUUUAAGGCCUGCAUGACGGUACACCGCACAGCUCAUUCAGCUCCUGCUCCCCAUGGUCACAUCUCACAGCUUUAUUGAAUAAAUGUUAUUUAUUUUAUAUAUUCUGUAUAAGGUAUUUGCCUUUCAUUUAUUGUGUUUUACUGAUUGGUUAAAAAAAUAAAUAGAUGUCCAAUGA